Molecule: messenger RNA, 2251 nt
Organism: Polychytrium aggregatum
Lineage: Eukaryota; Fungi; Chytridiomycota; Chytridiomycetes; Polychytriales
Exons: 13
Coding region: 266-2080 (604 amino acids)
Biological process (GO): positive regulation of transcription by RNA polymerase II; chromatin remodeling
Cellular component (GO): histone acetyltransferase complex
Molecular function (GO): protein binding; histone H3 acetyltransferase activity
Source: RefSeq, a predicted model, not a curated record
GUCGCCCCGCGCCAGGCCCAAAUCUCCAGCCCCGCCGGGCUAUUGUCGAACCUCUCUGGUCAUCCAGCAACCAUCCCCGCCCGAUCUCAUCCAGCCCUCCCUCUCAGAGCCCUUGCAUAGACAGCACCUGGAGAGCCAGCUCGCCAAGCCGUUGGUUCGUCUCCAGCUCACAAUUCCUCUCUUGGUUCCUGCACUCUUCCACUCUUCUGCUGCCACCAGCAACCCCUCUUCCUGUCUGGCGAAACGACACUCACUCGUCUGAGCCAUGUUUGACGGAGGCGACCUUUUCUCGUCCGAUGAGACGCCCUCCCGUCUUGUCUCGGACUUUGAGCCGAUGGGCGAUCCGAGCCACACCUCCAUCGAUAACAGUCUGAUGAUGGAGGCCUCCUCCGGAAACCUGUUGUCUCUCGAGAUCAAAGACACAGAGAUGGGCGAAUACAGCUUUGACGACGACAAGCUCCUGCACCUGCAGCCCAGCGACAAAGCCGCCGAGGAAAUGGCUGCGACCAUUUCGGUCAACAUAAAUCAUAUACCGGACGAGGGCGACGACAAUGAAGACGAGGAUUAUGUCGAUGCAGAGGACGAUGACGACGAGUAUGAUGAAGACGAAGACGAUGAUGAGGAACAGGACGACGACGACGACGAUGACGAAGCCGAGGCCGAGGCCGAGCCCGACGGCGGCGAUGUUGACGGCGAAGGCGAGCCUGACGGGGAAACAGAAGGCGAGAUCGAGCUUGAAGCCAGCCACAGGGCUGAGCAUGAGGAAGAUCUCAACGACGAGUCCGAGCAGGCAACGGGCGGCGACGAUGGCGACGAAGAUGCUUCGGCAAUGGAACUUGACUCCGCAUCGCUCAUGGAGGUUGACCACAUUCUGCCCGAGCCCGCAAAAGUACCGCUGAAACCCAAGUCGCAGGAAGAUGAAGAUGUCGACGAGAAAGCCCAUGAGGAAACAGACGGAGCGGAAGCGCAUGCGCAAGUUCCCCAAGCCGCCGAAGGAGCCGAUGCCGAUGCCGAGUCGGAGGCGUCGAAGAAGACUAAGCCGGCCUUCAUCGAGGAGCAAGACGGUCAAGUCGAGUUUCGGAUCGUCGGCAACGACGGCUCGGACGAGUCGAUGAUCCUCCUGACAGGACUGAAAAACAUUUUCCAGAAGCAGCUCCCCAAGAUGCCCAAGGAGUACAUCGCGCGGCUCGUUUACGAUCGGCACCAUUCGAGCAUGGCUGUCGUCCGAAAGCCGAUGAAGGUACUCGGAGGAAUCACUUUCCGACCGUUCAACUCGCGCCGAUUUGCUGAAAUUGUGUUUUGUGCCAUUUCUUCGACUGAGCAAGUCAAGGGAUACGGGUCUCGUCUCAUGAGCCACGUCAAGGAUGCUGUGCGCAAAUCAUACGACAUUGAGCACUUCCUGACAUAUGCUGACAACUAUGCCAUAGGCUACUUCAAGAAGCAGGGCUUUACUACCGAUAUUACACUGGACAAACAUCAAUGGGUCGGCUACAUCAAAGAUUACGAAGGAGGAACCAUCAUGCAGUGCACCAUGCUGCCAAAAGUGGUAUAUUUGGAAGCAUCUUCAAUAAUCCGGCAGCAACGAAGUGAUGUGAUGAAAAAGAUCAAAGAAGCUUCCUCGUCACAUAUCGUGCAUCCGGGCCUGGAUGUUUUCAAGAACGACGCAGCGGCAAUCGACAUUGCCUCUAUUCCUGGAAUAAAGGAGGCAGGCUGGACACCGGAUAUCGGGACUCGCGUUCAAAAGCAAGCACCGCCUCGGUCGCCGCUGUACACGGUUCUCAAGAAGUUGGUGAUGGAGCUGGAGGGACACGCGCAAGCCUGGCCAUUUCUCGAGCCCGUCCAAGGCGUUCCGGACUACUACGAGGUCAUCAAGGAGCCCAUGGACUUGCGCACACUCAGCGAACAAGUUGAAGGCGAUCACUAUUCAUCCCUUGAGGUUUUUAUCAACGACGUGAACAAAAUAUUCGACAACUGCAAAAUGUACAACAACGAAGGAACCACAUAUUACAAAUGUGCUGUCCGGCUGGAAAAAUGGUUCCGCGACAAGAUCAAGCAAAUCGAACGCGAAAUGACUGGAUAGUGCGUCCGGAAGGUAUAUGUGAAUAUAUACGCGAUGUACUCGUGCUCCAGAUCUGCGAGCGGCCUGUGCUGCGAUUCGUUGGUCUGAUCGCUGUGCACGAGAAGCGGAAUGCCCAUGAAAGAUGUCGGAACACGAACGAGGAGCAGUUCGGAUGCAUAUUCAGUCAAAAGC